AGCUAGUCUACUUUUUUGCCUUCUCAUGACACCAAUUUUGGGUCUUUGCUCAGACGCUUAAAAAUGUGUUGCGCGUCUACAUAGCGUUGCGUGGUAGUGAUGGCCAUACAGCUUCAAAACCUUCUCAUGAGAACAGCAGGAGAGAACUGGAGAUCAGGGCAAAGCCAAUCAGAAAGAAUGUCGUUGUAAUUCCCUGUGGUGUCUACCAACCAACCUAUGAAAGUCAUGACACUUCUUUCGGGGAACAAAAACUGAAAGUAGGCUACUGCGCUGGAUCUACUAAGAUUGUGACAUCACUUUUGCCUAUUAUUUCCCACAAGGUAGGCCAAAAGAAAAGAGAUGUCCGAGAUGAGUUCUAUUCAGGAUAGUUUAAAAAUGAAACUGGAUCAGCUGGAGUGUCACUUCACUUGGGACCUUAAAAAAGAUGAUGUAGACUUGCCUAAUCUGCUCAGCAGACUAAAGGAACAAGAUGAGCUGGAUCCGGGGAGAGUGGAAGGGGCUGCACGAGCACAGUGCUCUUUGGGAUAUGUCAAAUUCCUCCUUGGCCAUGAAGAUGAAGCACUUAAACACUUACUAAGAUCUGAGGAACUCAUUAAAGAAAACCUCAGCGAGAAUUGUGACAAGGCUCUCAUUGUCACCUAUGGAAAUUUAGCCUGGAUAAAGUACCAUAUGAAGAACUACACAGACUGUGAAAGUUACCUGAUGAAGCUUAAGAAGAUAAAUAAAACAUAUUCAACUGAGUCUUCAUCUGUUCCAGAGGUGCUUGGGGAGAAGGGAUGGGCCUAUCUUAAAUUCUCUCGCAAAUAUUAUGACAAAGCCGCAGAAGUUUUCCAGAAGGCUGUGGAACUGGAUCUGGAAAAUAGCGAGUGGAACGCUGGUUAUGCCAUUGCUCUGUGUUGUACUGAAGCUGAUACAUCUUGCACUGUGGAUUCACCUGCAAUCAAGCAGCUUAGACAGGCAAUUGACAUGAAACCAGUGAAACCACAUGAUGAUGUUCUGAGAGUUCUUCUUGGGCUUAAACUAUUGUUAUGUUCCAAGAUGCUGAAGAAUGAGUCUGAGAAGUUGUUUGAGACUGCCUUGAAUGGGUCUCCAGAGCAUCCACAUGUCAUGAGAUAUGUUGGAAUAGCCAAUGAUGAGAAUGGUGAAUUACUUGGUAAUCUUGGUGAGCUUUUUUCUAAGUAAAUAAUAUACUUUCUAAGAGGAUACAUAGUGUUUUAAAAACAGUGGUCUUCAUUUGCAUAUUUUUGUGUGGGGGAAUACAGGUAUGUUAUGUAUGCACAUAAACAUUUAUGUUUAAGGAAACAUUUAUGUUAAAAGUUUAUGACUAUUCUAAAUGAGGGAGUGAGUUCCUUCAAAUGGUAAUUUGCCUAAACACCCCCAAGCUUUGUCCAUUUAUGGGAUUUCCUGUACAAAUUUACGUCUCCUGCCUUUUUUAAGUGUGCAGUGUGCACUGAUGAUUUGCAUAGAUUUAAAAUUGCGUGCUUAGUGAAGGAGACCCUAUGUGUAACAAAUGACAAUAGUUAUUGUUACCUCUUAAGUUUUACUUUAUAUAGCUUAUGGAGUUUUGAUGUAUUUAGCUGUUAAAAUGACAGAAUAUUGAGCAUCUAUGGGGAAAACUGUAGAUCAGCUCUCUUAAUAGAAUGUGAAGGCCUACUGAAAUCUUUCAAAAACAUCUGUGUUACCAUAUCUUUGUUCAAAACGGAGCAUCUCUUUCAUUGUUUAAUGAACUGAAGGUGGUCUGAAUUGAAUUUCCCAUAUUAUGUCUUUUGGACGUAUAUUUUACUUAUGCUAUGUUUUUCCUCUGUUGAAGUUGUAUUUGGGUGUUUUUCUAUUUACUUACCUUUCACAAAGUCACUUUAUACUAUACAAAUUUUAAAUGAUUAUUUUUUGUUUGUUUUUAUGUAGUCUGUUUUUUAAACCCUUUGAAACUAGAGAGAUUACUGUUUACUGCUAGUUACUAGUUAAGCUAAUAGUUUAGUAAUUUACUAUUACUUAAACUAUUACUAAAUACUUAGUUGUGAAUGUUGACAUCAAAUUCUAAGAUUAUUAAUCAGAUAUCAUGACUUUCAUUUGUAAGUGUACAGAGGAAAAUGCAGUGACUGCUUCCACAUUAUAACUAUGAAAUUUGAGAGAUGGAGAAAAUAUAUACAAAAAUCUUGACGUGUGUGUGUGUGUGUGUGUGUGUGUGUGUGUUUUUAUUUAAGUUUUCUAAUGUAGAUGAGGAUUUCUUUUGAACAGAAAGUCAAUAAAAGGCACAUAAGCAUUUUUAUUCACAAACA
This is a messenger RNA of Cyprinus carpio (common carp), 2279 nucleotides long. RefSeq names its product interferon-induced protein with tetratricopeptide repeats 5-like. Gene Ontology annotation, biological process: defense response to virus. Gene Ontology annotation, cellular component: cytosol. The record is from RefSeq and is a predicted model, not a curated record. Lineage: Eukaryota; Metazoa; Chordata; Actinopteri; Cypriniformes; Cyprinidae. Gene Ontology annotation, molecular function: protein binding.